AUGGCUGGACCAACAUCUGUGAAUUGGAACCUGUCCUCCAACCGGGAGGCGCAUCACACAGGCAGGUUCGAUAGCCCAGAACUGAUCUUGCGGAGAGGCCAACUCUUCACAAUCUUAUUGAACCUCAGGGGAGACACGGGCUCUGGACAAAAUCUGACGUUCAUAGUCUCCACAGGGCCUAACCCCUCUGAGUCGGCCAGGACAAAAGCGGUGUUUCCACUCUCCAAAGAAACAAGUGGUGGCUGGAGUGCAGACCUCCAGGGCAGCCAGGGCAACACUCUGACUGUCAGAAUCUCCAGUCCUGCCUAUGCACCCAUAGGACGGUACACACUGAGCCUUCAGAGCUCCUUCUCCUCUGUGAAGCUUGGGACAUUCAUACUCCUGUUUAACCCCUGGCUUCAAGCGGAUAGCGUCUUUAUGAGUAAUGCUGCUGAGAGAGAGGAGUACGUUCAGCAAGAUGCCGGCAUCAUCUAUGUGGGAAAGGCAGAGCACAUUAGCGUGGUUGGCUGGAACUUCGGACAGUUUGAGCAGGAUAUUCUGAAUAUUUGCCUCUCGGUCCUUGAUAGAAGUCUGAAUUUCCGCCAAGACCCCACUACUGAUGUGGCCCGCAGAAAUGACCCCAAAUAUGUUGGCCGGGUACUGAGUGCAAUGAUCAAUAGCAAUGAUGACAACGGUUUGAUUGCUGGGAGUUGGAGUGGCAGCUAUACAGAUGGCCAGGACCCAAGGAACUGGAACGGCAGUGUGGAGAUCCUCAAGAGGUGGAAAAGAUCCGGCUUCAGGCCCGUGCGCUAUGGGCAGUGCUGGGUCUUUGCUGGGACCUUAAAUACAGUGUUGCGGGCUCUUGGGAUUCCCUCCCGAGUGAUCACCAACUUCAACUCGGCUCAUGACACAAACCGAAACCUCAGUGUGGAUGUGUACUACGACCCCAGGGGAAACCCUCUGGACAAAGGCAGUGACAGCGUAUGGAAUUUCCAUGUCUGGAAUGAAUCCUGGUUUACCCGAACCGACCUGGGCCCCUCAUACAGUGGAUGGCAGGUGUUGGACGCGACUCCCCAGGAGAGGAGCCAAGGGGUGUACCAGUGUGGCCCUGCCUCGGUUUUCGGUAUCCGAGAGGGUGACAUGCACCUGGACUUUGACAUGCCCUUCAUCUUCGCGGAGGUUAACGCCGACCGCACUACCUGGAUUUACGAUAGUAAGACUCACAGUGAGAGGAAGAAUUCCUCUGAUGAGCGCACCGUGGGCAAGAACAUCAGCACCAAGGCUGUGGGCAGCAACUCCCGCGUAGACAUCACAGAGCAGUACAAGUACCCCGAAGGUUCCGCCCGGGAAAGAGAAGUGUUCCACAAGGCUCUGGGGAAACUUAGACCCAACCUAUUGUUCACAGCAACAUAUGCCAGGAGCUUGGAAGAAGGGCAUUGGGAGCCUACCAUCUCUGGGAGGUUCAAGGUUGCUGGUAUUCUGAAAGUGGGCCAGGAAGUCAACCUGGCCCUGGUAUUCAAAAACCUGACAAGUGAUAUGAAGAAAGUGACAGUGAACAUGACAGCCUGGACCAUUGUCUACAAUGGCACGCUAGUACAUGAGGUGUGGAAGGACUCCGUCACCAUAUCCCUGGACCCCAAAGAAGAAACGCAGCACCCGGUGAAGAUCUCAUAUGCUCAGUACGAGAAGCACUUGAAAGCUGACAACAUGAUCCGCGUCACGGCCGUGUGCAAGGUCCUCAAUGAGGGCGAGGUGGUGGUGGAGCGGGAUGUUAUCCUGGACAACCCCUCCCUGACCCUGGAGGUGCUGGACAAGGUACAGGUGCAGAAGCCUGUGAUCGUGCAGAUGCUCUUCUCCAACCCUCUGGAUGAGCCCGUGAAGAACGGCGUGCUGAUGGUGGAAGGAAGCAGCCUGCUGCGGGGCAACCUCAGGAUAGACGUGCCAACACUGCACCCCAAGGAGCAGUCCCAGGUGCGUUUUGAGAUCCUGCCCACCCAGAGUGGCACCAAGCAGCUGCUCGCCAACUUCUCCUGCAGUAAGUUCCCUGCGAUCAAGGCCAUGCUGUCCAUCGAUGUGGAUGAGUGA
Molecule: messenger RNA, 2064 nt
Organism: Trichechus manatus latirostris (Florida manatee)
Lineage: Eukaryota; Metazoa; Chordata; Mammalia; Sirenia; Trichechidae
Gene: TGM3
Product: transglutaminase 3
Exons: 13
Coding region: 1-2064 (687 amino acids)
Biological process (GO): peptide cross-linking
Molecular function (GO): protein-glutamine gamma-glutamyltransferase activity
Source: RefSeq, a predicted model, not a curated record